CCGCCCCGCCCCCACCCGGCCCAGAGCCCACCCCUCGGCGGGGCUGACCCCGAGGGCAGCCGGCUGGCAGCAGACGGCGAGGGAGGCGAGCGGGCGCGGCGCCGCGAGCGGGUUGCGGGCAGCGGGGCACGGCAAACUUUGCAGUUCGCCGCGCUUCCCCGGCCCGGCCCCUUCUCCCAUCGCCAACGUCGCUACCCCACUUUCCUCCAACCCCGCACACCUCUCCCCACCCACCCCACCUCCCGUCGCUCCUCCUCGCCGCCUCGACUCUGCUCCGGGGAAAACUUCAAAGCGCCUUAUCGCAGGCUCCCUGCUUACUCCCCGGCUGGGGAUUUCAGACUAGACGCUUGAAGAAAAGCUGCCAUCCAAGAAGACGACAUGCUUUCAGCACCCCCCCACCCCGUAUGGGAACGUUCACAGCUGGAUGAACAGCGAGAGGGUCCGCAUGUGUGGGAUCAGCAACGACAGGAAAAUUCCUGUAAACGAAGGUGACACUUCAAAGGCCGUACUGGAACUAAGGGAAGAAAACCCCUUGAAUCACAACGUGGUGGACGCGACCACGGCCCAUCGGAUCGAUGGCCUGGCAGCGCUGAGCAUGGACCGCACGCACCGGCCUGAUCCGGGAAGGGCUGCGUGUCCCCGGAAACAUCGUCUAUUCUAGCUCGUGUGGACUGGGCUCAGAGAAAGGGCGGGAGGCUGCCACAACCAUAGGUGGUCUGGGGUUUUCUUCCGAAAGAAACCCAGAGAUGCAGUUCAAACCGAAUACACCCGAGACGAUGGAGGCCUCCGCUGUCUCCGGAAAGCCCCCAAAAGGCUUCAGUGCUAUAUACAAAGCGCCCCUCGGAAUACGAAAAAGUGCUGUCCCCACGGCAGAAACACUGGGCUUGGACAGACCUGCCAGCGACAAACAGAGCCCGCUCAACAUCAAUGGUGCUAGUUACCUGCGGCUGCCCUGGGCCAAUCCCUACAUGGAGGGGGCCAUGCCAGCCAUCUACCCUUUCCUCGACUCGCCAAAGAAGUAUUCCCUGAACACGUACAAGGCCUUGCUACCUCAGCAGUCCUACGGCGUGGCCCAGCCGCUGUAUUCUCCGGUCUGUACCAAUGGGGAGCGAUUUCUCUACCUGCCGCCACCUCACCACAUCAGUCCCCACAUCCCAUCAUGCCUGGCCUCGCCCAUGAGACUCUCGACGCCUUCGGCCUCACCCGCCAUCUCGCCUCUGGUCCACUGCGCGGACAAAAGCCUGCCCUGGAAGAUGGGCGUCAGUCCUGGGAACCCGGUCGAUUCCCACUCGUAUCCCCACAUCCAGAACAGUAAGCAGGCUAGGGUGCCCUCUGCCAAGGCGGUCACCAGCGGCCUGCCGGGGGACACGGCUCUCCUGUUGCCCCCCUCGCCUCGGCCUUCACCCCGCGUCCACCUUCCCUCCCAGCCCGCUGCGGACACCUACUCCGCGUUCCAUAAGCACUGUGCCAGGGUCUCCACCUCGCCCGCGGUCACCCUGUCGAAGCCAUACAUGACGGUCAGCAGCGAGUUCCCCGCGGCCAGGCUCUGCAGCAGCAAGUAUCCAAAGGCUCCAGAAGGAGCCGAAAGCACCCAGCCAGCUCCCGGGCACACCCGGAAAACAGCAGAAGACAGAAAAGAUGGCAGCUCACCUCCUCUCUUGGAGAAGCAGACGGUUACCAAAGGCGUCACCGAUAAGCCACUAGACUUGUCCUCUAAAGUGGUGGAUGUAGAUGCUUCCAAAGCUGACCACAUGGAAAAGGUGGCUCCCACCGUCCUGGUUCACAGCAGAGCUGGAAGCGGCCUAGUGCUCUCCGGAAGUGAGAUUCCGAAAGAAACUCUGUCUCCUCCAGGAAAUGGCUGUGCUAUCUAUAGAUCUGAGAUCAUUAGCACGGCUCCCUCGUCCUGGGUGGUGCCCGGGCCAAGUCCUAACGAAGCGAACAAUGGCAAAGGCCUGCCGCUGAAAAACAAGGCCUUGGACUGGGCCAUCCCGCAGCAGCGCAGUUCUUCGUGUCCCCGCAUGGGCGCCGCCGACUCCGUGGUCACUAACGUUUCGGGGUCGGUGUCGAGCGCCGGCCGCCCAGCCUCUGCGUCGCCGGCCCCAAAUGCCACCGCCGAGGGCAGCGAGACCAGCAGGAGCUCCGUGGAUACCACGCCAUCCGUCAUCCAGCACGUGGGCCAGCCCCCGGCCACACCUGCCAAGCACAGCGGCGGCACCGGCAGCAAGGGCGCCAAAGCCAGCAACCCAGAGCCGAGCUUCAAAGCGAAUGAGAAUGGCCUCCCGCCGAGCUCAGUAUUUCUCUCACCAAACGAGGCGUUCAGGUCCCCACCAAUCCCCUACCCCAGGAGUUACCUGCCUUACCCAGCGCCCGAGGGCAUUGCCAUAAGUCCCCUCUCCUUACACGGCAAAGGCCCUGUCUACCCUCAUCCGGUGUUGCCCAAUGGCAGUCUCUUUCCUGGGCACCUCGCCCCAAAGCCGGGACUGCCCUACGGGCUACCCACGGGUGGGCCGGAGUUUGUGACCUACCAGGACGCGCUGGGGUUGGGCAUGGAGCAUCCCAUGUUGAUACCUCACACGCCCAUCGAGAUCACUAAAGAGGAGAAACCGGAGAGGAGGUACCGGUCCCACGAGAGGACCCGCUACGAGGACCCAAGCCUCCAGAACCGGUUUUCUGAGAUGCUGGAAGCCGGCAGCACCAAGUUACAUCCAAAAGUCCCCGCGGACAAGAACCUAAAGCCCAGCCCCAGCUGAAAUCAAGGGAAGACCGUCGUCAAGAGUGACAAGCUUGUCUAUGUAGACCUCCUCCGGGAAGAGCCAGAUGCGAAAACUGACGCUAACGUGUCCAAACCCGGCUUCACAGCUGAGAGUGUCAGCCAGAGUGCCGAGCCCACCAAACCCCCGCCUGACCCGGCUCUACAGCCACACCGGGAUUUCAUUGCCCUGAGAGAGGAGUUGGGGCGCAUCAGUGACUUCCACGAAGCCUAUACUUUCAAAGAGGCUCCGGGCCAGCCAGUCUCAGGCUUAAGCAAGGAGAAUGUUCCAGCGGUAACCAACAAGAACCUGGCGACGCCGGUCUCGACUCCAUUCCUGGUGCCGACCCUGGGGAGCGACAGCUCUGCGGUCACUUUCGGGAAAACCCAAGAGGAUCCCAAACCAUUUUGCAUGGGCAGUGCCCCACCGAGUGUGGACGUCACCCCCACCUACACCAAAGACGGAGCUGACGAGGCAGGAUCAACCGAUGGCAAAGUUCUGAACCCGAAGCCAUCUAAGCUGGCAAAGAGAAUCGCAAACUCCGCUGGUUACGUGGGUGACCGGUUCAAGCGUGUCGCUACCGGACUGUAUGCAGACUCCAGUCAGCUCGGCCGGGAGCAGCGGGCGUUGCAGCGUGCAGUGAUGCGCUUCUCGGAGUUGGAGAUGAAAGAGCGAGAAGGUGGCCACCCCACGACCAAAGACUCCGAGGUGCGCAAAUUCAGCCCCACUGACUGGGAAAGGCUGAAAGGAAGUCAGGACAAAAAGCCAAAGUCGGUCGCCCCGGAGGAGGCCAUUGCCGACCAGAACGACAGUGAGAGAUGGGAGUGUUAUGAUGGAAGCAAACCUGACCCCUUCAAAGCCCCAGAAGACAGUGAUCUUCCUGAGGACAUGGACACGGAGCCCCCCAGAGAGUCCCCCACCGACCAGGCGGCCCCGGACGCGUCACGCAGCCCCACCCUCCGGCUGAACAGAAAGCGCAAGGUCUCUGGCAAUAGGAACCACACUGAGACCACUGUGCUCCCGGAGGACUCUCUGCUGAAAGCCAAGCGGAGACGGGUCUCCAAAGGGCUCCAUCCCAGAAAGCAGCGCCGCUUGCUGCACCUUAGAGAACGGCGGGAGCAGCAGGUGUCGGCAGCAGAGAGCAAACCUGGCCGGCAGGGCAGGAAGGAAGUGACCCAGGCGGUCCAGCCUGCGGUCACCCCCCAGGGCAAUAGCAUCUCCGAAGAGAAACCUGGCAGGAAAAGGGCAGAGGCCAAAAGCAACAGAAGCUGGUUGGAGGAGUCCCUUAAAUGCAGUGACAAUGAACAAGAUGUGCUGUGCAUGGACAAAGAAAUGGAUCGGCAGCCUUCGCCCCUGCCGCAGAAAUACACCGACAACAGCGAGAAACCAUCCGCGAAGCAACCAUGCAAAACCAAGCAUUUGAUCCCUCAGGAGCCCAGGCGGGGCUUGCCGCUGCCAGGGGACUCCUACGUGGACAAUGCGGAUGGCAAGGACCAGAAGCCCUUGGACCGUUUACAGCAAUUGUUACCAUCUUCCCAGUCCUCGCAGCUGACAUGCUCAAGCUCCCCUCCAGAGACCACCCAGUCCCGCCCGAUGCCACCGGAAGCGCGGAGACUUAUUGUCAAUAAGAACGCAGGCGAGACCCUCCUACAGCAGGCCUCCCGGCUUGGCUACGAGGAAGUGGUCUUGUACUGCCUGGAGAACAAGAUUUGUGAUGUGAACCACCGCGACAAUGUGGGUUACUGUGCCCUGCACGAGGCUUGUGCAAGAGGUUGGCUCAACAUCGUACGACACCUCCUUGAAUAUGGCGCCGAUGUCAACUGCAGUGCCCAGGAUGGAACCGGGCCUCUCCACGAUGCUGUCAAGAAUGAUCAUCUCGAAAUUGUCCGCUUGCUCCUCUCCUACGGUGCUGAUCCUACCCUGGCUACGUACUCAGGUAGAACCAUCAAGAAAGUGAACCACAGCGAACUUCUGGAGAAGUUCUUAACAGACUGUUUAAAUAACCUGCAGGCUCCUGACGACUCUUGGGAGUUCUCUGGCAGCUGUGUGUGUGAACCAGAUGAUGAAAGUGGUUACGAUGUUUUAACAAAUCCCCCAGGACCGGAGGACCAGGAUGACAACAACGAGGCCUAUGGUGACCUAUUGGAAUCUGAAUUUUCUGAAGACCCCCUUUUGCCGUGUUAUAACGUCCAGGUGUCCGUCGCUCAGGGGCCUCGUAACUGGCUGUUGCUCUCAGACCUGCUCAGGAAACUGCAAAUGUCCUCCUGCAUAUUCCGCUGCAAUUUUCCAAAUGUGGAAAUUGUCACCAUCGCGGAGGCCGAGUUCUGCCGGCAAGUGUCAGCAAGUCGCUUAUUCUCUUGCCCCAAAGACCUGGAGUCCUUUAAUCCAGAAAGUAAGGAGCUCUUAGAUCUGGUGGAGUUCACGAACGAGCUUCAGACUCUGCUGGGCUCAUCCGUGGAGUGGAUCCUCCCCAGAGACCUGGACUCAGACGACGACUGGUGAGCUCGCCGGGGCCCGCCGUGUACAGUGUGUCAUGGUGUUAAUCCUUGUGCAUAUGUGUCCUAAUACGACUAUUUCUGUAAAGAAAGGACACUAUGAGACACGACUCCAGUCGGAAGGACUUCAAAACAUGUUUUUUUCUUUUUAAAAUUUUAAGUCAGUUUUUAUGAAGUUGUUAAUAAAGUUUCUUUACUUUUCAAUGUA
Messenger RNA from Mesoplodon densirostris (Blainville's beaked whale), 5453 nucleotides. Its product is annotated as BCL-6 corepressor-like. Gene Ontology annotation, cellular component: nucleus. The record is from RefSeq and is a predicted model, not a curated record. Gene Ontology annotation, biological process: negative regulation of transcription by RNA polymerase II. The transcript is spliced from 14 exons. Gene Ontology annotation, molecular function: transcription corepressor activity; protein binding. Lineage: Eukaryota; Metazoa; Chordata; Mammalia; Artiodactyla; Ziphiidae.